UUAUGUGAUUUAAAAAGAAAAGCUUUAUUCUCUUGACAGAAGAACAUGUAUCCAUGGUAGGAAAUAAACACAUAUGAAAAGAAGAUAGUUCACCUGGACCGCAGCAGGGUCCCAAGGUUCACUGUUAACAUUCCAAAGUGACUGAGAUUUCCAUAUAUACACAUAUAUAUAUGUAUACGUGUGUGCAUAUAUUUAUUUAUUUAUUUUAAACCAUCCCCCCUGUUGUUAGAUAUUGCACAUGUUUCCUGUUUCUCUCUUAAAAAGAGAGUGGGGGAGACUGGGGGGGUGAUAUAUGGGGACUCUGUAUUUUCCACUCAAUUUUCCCUGAACCCAAAACUGCUCUAAAAUAUAAAGUCUCCAUAAAAAAAUAUACAAAACAGCCAGCAAUUCUUUCUGAUAUGCUUGCAUAUCAGAACAUCGCUUUUUUUUUUUUUUCUGGAAAAACAGUUUUUGUCUUCCUUAGGGAAGAGUAAAUAAGGUUCGUAAAGAUCGUUACAGCUCACUGAUUUGAAAGGGAAAGAAGAUUAGAAAUCUUAAAAGGAAUAGCUAGCUAGCUUUCCAGAGGAUAAUAGAGGUUUAACAGGUAUUAAAGUAAAACCAGGACUGGACAGUAGUUAAAGGGGUAAAAGCAGAUUUCAUUCAGAAAAGCAAUUGCAAUAGAGAAAAGAGACUUCAGUAUAGAACUGGGCUCAGUUCCGAAUACAAGGAGCAGAGUGUAGGUGUGGGUGGAUGGAAAAGUACUAAGAGGAAACAUCUGGGGUAAGGGGCAUUCUGCUGAAACGACCUAUCGGGAUUCUUGCUGGAGGCAGGUCAGGGCGCUGGGAUGGUGGGGGAAGAGGAACGGGCCAGAUGGUGCGGGUGAUCAUACAUGACGGAUGAGGGAUUCUGGCUAAACCAAUUUAUUAGCAGGGUUCUUGCUAAAGCUGAGCGACGCAAAAGAUAAGCAUAGAAGUACAAAGGUAGAGGAUUUAGGAGCCUGACUAAAGUUUGGCCGAGGAGAGAUUCGGGUUCUGUUAACAGCCUGCGGGUUCUGGGGAGAAGGAGAACAAGGUGAGGAAGGCGCGCGGGUGGUGCGCCGGAGGCCGCUGGGCGGGGCUCGCACGUGGGCAGGGUGGGCGGGGCUGGCCGCGGGGUGGGCGGGGCUGGCCGCGGGGCGGUGCUCGACUCGCAUCUGGGCGGGCAGGGCGGCGGACGCCAGUUCCCUGCUCCACCGCCCCAAGCCUAUUGCGGUGGAGCAAGAGCCGGUCCCGCCCCUCGGUGGGCGCCCCUCCGCUCCUCUCGGGUCUAUGGAGGAAAAACUGCGCUGGCCCCGCGAUUCCCAUGGCCGCAGUCGCCUGCGGCACCAAGGCCAUGUCCCUUUUCAAGCGGACCUUGGUGCUGAGCCCCGGCGCGGCGCCCAGGGGCGCGGGCACUCCCCCGCGCGGCUGCCCCUUGCCCCCCGCCGCUUGGCCCUCCAAGGACCGGCCGCGGGGAGAGGGCGUGUGCGGCCGGCUGCGGAGCCCCGCCGCAGCCGGCCGCCCGCCCCAGCCCCAGCCCCAUUCCAGCCCCUCCGCGUCUCCCACCGCCAUGUGUCUCCUCUGCCCGCAGGACUCGCUCAGCAGCAGCUUGAAAACUUGUUACAAGUACUUGAAUCAGACCAGUCGCAGUUUCGCAGCUGUUAUCCAGGCGCUGGAUGGGGAAAUGCGCCAUGCAGUAUGCAUAUUUUAUCUGGUUCUCCGAGCCCUGGACACUCUGGAAGAUGACAUGACCAUCAGUGUAGAAAGAAAGGUCCCCCUGUUACACAACUUCCACUCGUACCUUUAUGAGCCCGACUGGCGGUUCACGGAGAGCAAGGAGAAGGACCGACAAGUCCUGGAGGACUUUCCAACGGUAGCGGGACUAGCGGGACGCGGCCGUGCGCAUGAGUGGUGGGGUGGCCGUCAGCUGGCCCGCGUGCCUGGAGGGAAGUGCAAAACCAGCAGUCUCCGGGCAGUGUAGCAUAAUGUGGCAGUGGUGCGUCUCCAGCCAGACUGCCUGGGUUGGCGGCCCCAUGCUCCCCCCCAUUAACUGGUGCUACGUUACAUAGCUUGCCUGUGCCUGUUUCUUCAUCGGUAAGACAGAGACAAUGAUGGUCCCUGCCUCCUAGUGUGGUUGUGAGGGAGGAUGGAAAGGGUUAACGUAGGUGGAGCUCUUAGGUGUUAGCUGCUACGGUCACUCCCAGGAUGUUGUUGGGAAGUCCAGCCUUCCUUCCUGUGGAAAGAGCACUCCAGUGCCAGUGUCGUGAAAGAUGGGUUCUCCAGCCAGUGCACCCGAGAACGCAGCCUAGGUGUGUCGCGCUGCUGGCCUCUGGGGCACCCUGAACCUGGUGGCGUGCUGUGCAGCUCAUGAUGGGUGGCAGCUGUGGGGUAGGGCGCGGGGCUCUUCGCAGCUGAGCUGAGGACUGAAACAGGAUGAUCUCUGCCACCCGCAGCUGUGUGAGCCUGGACACACCCCUUAACUUCCUUGUGCCUCAGUUUCCUCAUUUGUAAAGUUAGAGCUGCGAGGCCUGAACGAGUUCAUACAUGUAAAGUACCUAGAAUAGUGUUCUAUAAAUAUUAGGUCCUUAGUCCACUCAGUUGGAGUAAAGUGGGUUCUAAUUAAAAUCUUGAGCUUCAGAAGAUCCCGCAAAUUCCUCUUGUGCAUGUGACUAGGUCCUACUCUUCUGGGAUUUGCAUGUCUUAUCACAUAAAUAAGUGAUUCUUCCGUACCUUAUAUAAAGGUUUGAUUUAGCAAAGUCUCAUGUUCCCUAAGAGCCCAAAGAAGCCCUUCUUUUUGUACACAGUUGCCAGAAUUUGAGGGGAAGAACAGUCCUUAAGUGGUGGCUCCCUUACUAUUGAAACAAAUCUAUAUUCUUCAGUGGGGAGGGCAGGAAUCCAACGAUUACGGAAGAAUGUUUGAGGAGGACUCUCGGAGCAAGGGCUGUUUCAGAUUACUGAGAUCACACCUUCAGUGUCAAAGCCAGAAACAAAAUACAGUACCAUACAAACCAAGAGAAAAGGGCUGUGAAGAAAAAUUAGGUGGAGUUCAUAUAGUACAAUACAAAAGAGGAAAAGAGAAAAAUCUGGAGAAGAGUUAGGCAAGGAAGUAGAGCUCUCACGUAGGGAAGGUGCUGGUGAUUGGUUCUCACGGGACGCCUCUCACAAGACCAGAGCAGGUGGCGUGUGCCUGGGAGUCCGUGGCCAUUUACCGGUGAGCUUUUGAAACUCUGCCAAUGCAGAGAAAGUGCUGUAAACAGGGUUAACAUCCCACUCGUAAUUGAAGUGUGUUCUCACUUAAAAAAAAAAAAAAAAUCAUACAUUUUUCUAGCUGGAGCCUCCGAAAACAAAAGCUGUCUCCCAAACUACUUGAAUCUUCAUAACAAACAAUUUCUGGUCAUGGGAUAAAUGUCACAUGUAUUUUCAAGGCAGCCCUGUCCACUCAACAAAAAUGAAAGAAUAUGAAAAUAAAUGCCAAAAUAAUUUCGGAGGUAUAGCUAGUAAAUUUUCAGACAGUAUUCUAACGUGCGUAUGAAACCUGAGUCUAUUUCUUUAUAAAAAUGACACUUUGUUCUGGAAGGUUCAAGGUGAAGACUAAAUCCAUCUUUUGCCGUACUGGGUCGUAGGGUCAGCGCACAGGCGCUACGCUCUCAAAAGCAGAGACUUGCUCCUGUGGAGUGAAGGGGACAGAAAGUGCAGGCGUCGCUACUUUGCUGUUGUUAACCUUUUACAUCCUUGUGAAUAUGAAAUACGAGAAGCUGUGUGUUUUGUGAGCGUGUGUAAUUUUAAGACACUUGCAUUGGCGGUCCUGUCCGUCUGUGGUUCAGCCUGAGAGAGGAGUGUGUGGAGACGCCUCCCGCCUCACCUUCAGGAGCGGUUUGUGGGUGUGCUGGCCUGUCCCAGCAGCUCCAAUUUGAAGGGUGCACCGGUUGCCGAGGGUCAGGUAUACAGUGGGUUUGGGGUGAGGGCCUCCCUCACACAGCACUGCUGUCAGAUGGGGGCAAGAAGGGCCCUUCCCCCUCCUCUCACUUAUUUAUUUUUUUAAGUCCAUCCUCUUUUUUUGGCCGUGCGGUGUGACAUGCGGGACCUUAGUUCCCCAACCAGGGUUCGAACCUGUGCCCCCUGCAUUGGGAGCCCAGAGUUGUAACCACCACUGGUUGGCCAGGGAAGUCCCUUCCUGCCCCUCACGUUAGAGGGCCCCCCUCUGGGCCACCUCACCCUCCAGGGGGGCCAUGGGAGCGUGCCUGCCCCGAGCUUGUGCAGCUCCCCUUGUAGACCAUCUUAUGGGGGUCUGGGAUUGUGUGCCCCUAAUUCCCUGAGACACCCCCCACACACACCAGCUUGCAGUCCGUUUCCUGGGGCCCAUCUCCUCCAGGUUGGACUGUGCACCAGUGACCGUGCCUCUUGGCCCGAGGGCGGCUCUUCAGGAGGGUCGUGGGUGAAGCUUGACCCUGCUGUCUGGGGUGUCCUUACACACGAGCGUGAGAUUCCUCCUCCUGGCAGUCUCUGCACUUUUAAAUUUUGGAACAGAAGCCUGAGGGACCAAGAAUUUUAAAUUCACACCCGAGUCCUCCAGGUGGUUGUGAAGGUAUGUUUGUCGGGGCAGGAGAAGAGAACAUACUGUGCACUUGGUAAGUUACUAGCUCGCUUGAUUAAGAUUUCGAGCCAUGUGGCGUGUGGCCGCCGUUGUGCUGUUGCCCCAGGCCCGGUGGAGGGUAGGGCUGAGCCUCCACAGGGCCUUCGAACUGAGUGAAGCGGCUGAAGCCUUCCUCCGGUCAGCAUUGACAUGGGACCCGGGGCUGUAAUAAGGCUUCAGUGCUCAUUAGUUGAUACCAAGCUUUCUAGAACACUCAUUGUGUAUUAUGGCUUAAAUUAGAGUACAUCUUUUUCACCUGGUACUAGUGGAGACUGGUAGUCUUACAGAUCUACCUCCAAACACAGCUUGAGAAAUAAGGAAGGGUUACUUUUAAAUGAUAUUGGCAAUAAAGCGUACAUUUAUUGAGCUGUGAGUUAUGAAAUGUAUUUCAUUAUUGGUUUAUCAUUUGCUUUAUUUAAUAUUAAUAUAGUUUUAACACGUAAUGGAUGUGAUACACUGUUAACCACGUGUGUAUAGAUAAGGAAACUGAGACAUAGAGGUUUAAGCCCCUUGCCUGAAAUCACCUGUGAAGUAGCAGAACCAGGGUUCAAACACAAAAGGCCUACAUCCACAGGCCUUGUGCUUAAUCCAUGGCACACUCUACUGCCCCUUUAAAAAAUGGUUACAAAUAAAAGUUUGCAUAUAGGUGAAGGCAGCAUCACCCAGUGUUCUGGUGGGUUUUUUUUUUUUUUUUCCUUUGGCUGUGUGGGCUCUUCGUUGCUGUGCACGGGCUUUCUCUAGUUUUGAGCAGGGGCUACUCUUUGUUGCGGUGCGCGGGCUUCUGACUGCAGUGGCUUCUCUUGUUGCGGAGCACGGGCUCUAGGCCCACGGGCUUAAGUAGUUGUGGCUUGCAGGCUCAGUAGAUGUGGCACAUGGGCUUAGUGGCAGUUCUUUUACUAUUAGGAAUAUUAAUCUUUAUCUGCAGUAUAAAUUCCAAAUAUUUUUUUCCACCUUUUCACCUGCCUUUUUUCACCUUAAAAGCACUUGGUUCUAGGAAAACAUUUUUUUUAAUCUUUUUUUAAAAAUAAAUUUAUUUAUUUAUUUAUUUAUUUACUUUUGGCUGCGUUGGGUCUUCAUGGCUGCACACAAGCUUUCUCUAGUUGCGGUGAGCGGGGGCUACUCUUCGUUGUGGUGCGUGGGCUUCUCAUUGUCGUGGCUUCUCUUGUUGAGGAGCACAGGCUCUAGGUGCGCAGGCUUCAGUAGUUGUGGCAUGUGAGCUCAGUAGUUGUGGCUCGCGGGCUCUAGAGCACAGGCUCAGUAGUUGUGGCGCACGGGCUUAGUUGCUCCGUGGCAUGUGGGAUCUUCCCGGACCAGGGCUCUAACCCGUGUCGCCUGCACUGGCAGGCGGAUUCUUAUCCACUGUGCCACCAGGGAAGCCCCACCCAGUGU
Molecule: messenger RNA, 6018 nt
Organism: Physeter macrocephalus (sperm whale)
Lineage: Eukaryota; Metazoa; Chordata; Mammalia; Artiodactyla; Physeteridae
Gene: FDFT1
Product: farnesyl-diphosphate farnesyltransferase 1
Exons: 2
Coding region: 1321-1977 (218 amino acids)
Biological process (GO): farnesyl diphosphate metabolic process; cholesterol biosynthetic process
Cellular component (GO): endoplasmic reticulum membrane
Molecular function (GO): squalene synthase [NAD(P)H] activity
Source: RefSeq, a predicted model, not a curated record